ACCCACCAGCAACAACCUUCUCCCUCAGCCACCGUCCCCUUUUCUCUCUCCGUCUUGCUUCUGAUUUACCACUGCAGCAAACGCAGGUCUCCUCUAUCUCCCUCUCCUUUCUCUUUUCCGGCGGCGGUCACAGCCCACGAUCACCUUCGACGGCAUCACCAGCGUUGUCACCAUCCUUCUAUGUCAUCAGCCUUCGUCCACGUCCUAUCUCUAUAACUCCUCGUGUUUUCUCUCGCCAGCGACUUCCGCCACAACAACGCUUGAAAAAAGCAGCCAUCGUCACCGCCGGCUGCCAUAACACCAGAUAA
This is a messenger RNA of Dovyalis caffra, 308 nucleotides long. Lineage: Eukaryota; Viridiplantae; Streptophyta; Magnoliopsida; Malpighiales; Salicaceae. The record is from the annotation of a GenBank genome assembly.